This is a messenger RNA of Neocloeon triangulifer, 2532 nucleotides long. Its product is annotated as scavenger receptor class B member 1-like. Gene Ontology annotation, cellular component: membrane; cytoplasm. The record is from RefSeq and is a predicted model, not a curated record. The transcript is spliced from 10 exons. Gene Ontology annotation, molecular function: scavenger receptor activity. NCBI's taxonomy places the organism in Eukaryota, Metazoa, Arthropoda, Insecta, Ephemeroptera, Baetidae. The coding region runs from base 155 to 1942 and encodes 595 amino acids.
CGAGACGCUCAGUUUCGCUUCUGCGUUUGACUGGUUCGGUGCCGCGCCAUGAUCGACUGACAAAGAAGCCCUGCUCCUCUCAACGACCCCCCGCGAUCCACAGGCCGCACAACUCCAUCAUUUUUUCCAAGGUGUGCGCGAUGAGAGCAGUCAGAUGACGACGAAAGUGUCGAUCGAAGAGGAGGAUGGCCUCCUGCCCAUGCGUGCGGCCCCCGUGUGCGUGGUGGUUGGCGGCCAUGGUGCCUCCGGUGUCCGCCUGUUGGCCCCCGAAGAGGGCGAAGACGUCAGCAUAGAGUCGAGUCUGGACUCGAGUCUCGAGUCAACCACCAUCACAUCGUCGCCGGCGCCGUCGCUCCGAUCGGCCGGUUCGCUCGACAAGGGUCCGCAAAAACGCGGCUUUUCCAAAUGCUUGUGCUGGUUAUUUGGAAUCGGAAUCUCCUUCUUCCUCAUCGGCUCACUCGCCAUCAUCUUUCCGCCAUUCGACGUGCUGAUGAAUGAGAGGCUGCGCAUGCUGCGAGGCUUCCCCGCCUUCGAGUGGUGGGUCGAGCCACCGGACGAGGUGUUCCUCCGCCUCUACAUCUUUAACAUCACCAACAAAGACGAGUUCCUGGCGGGCAAACAAAAACUCAGGGUACAGGAGGUCGGACCAUGGAUUUUCAGGGAGCGUUUACGGCACACAGACGUGUACUUCAACGAAAAUGGCACGAUGACCUACACGGCGCACCGCAGUGCCGAGUUCCUGCCCGAGCUGUCCGGCAACCUGAGCAUGGACACCUUGCUAGUGCUACCAAAUCUCGGCGUCCUGGGUGUCGCCUCGUACAUGUGGGACGCUUCGUUCUUCGCCAAACUGGGCAUCAACAUGAUGAUGAUGAACUACAAUUCGCAGCCCAUAGUCACGAUGCGCGCCGGCGAUUACAUGUGGAACAACACAGACCCCAUGUUCAGCAUGGCGGGCAAAAUCAUGCCAGACUUGGUGCCCACAACCAAUCUGGGCAUUUUACAUAUCAUUUACGAGCACUUCAGUGACGAGGUGACGGUCUUUACGGGUUUGCAGAACAGCCGGCGGUUCUUCCUCAUUGACAAGUUCCGCGGCUCGCAUCGUCUCGGUCUGUGGGACGGCGAGUACUGCGACUCGGUGUACGGCGCCAGCGAGGGCGUCUCUUACCCCCAGUUCCUUACGCGCAACGACAGCCUGCUGUACUUGCGCAAGACCAUUUGCAGGGCGACGCCGCUUUACUACGCGCGCGACGAGAUGCGUUACGGCAUGCACGGGCUGCGCUUCGAGCUGCCCAGCGACUUGUACGCCUCGCCUGACGAGAGGAGCGAGAACGCCUGCUUCCGACGCAGAGGGGACUUCAGCCCCCAGCUGCCCUCGGGCGCCACAGACAUCUCGCCCUGCUUUUAUAAUUUUCCACUUGCUGCCUCAUUCCCCCAUUUCAUGCACGCGUCCCCAGAACUGAAGUCAAACGUCGAGGGACUCAAGCCAAACCCCAAGAAGCAUGGGAGCUACGUCAUUGUUGAGCCUACAACUGGUGUGCCAAUGGAGAGCAGUGCUCGAAGUCAGUCCAACCUGGUGGUGCGCCCUUUGCACGGCUUCUCCAAAGUCCAGGUCUUCAGCAACAUGACCAUACCCAUGUUCUGGGCCGAAUAUACCCAAGUCGGGUUGCCGUGGUACAUCCGUUGGCUGAUGUACCUGGUGGUGGAGGUGAUCCAACCAACUCAACAGCCAGUGGCCUACUGCCUGGUAACCGCCGGCAUGUCCAUCAUCCUGGCCGUUUUCUUCGGCUGGACGUGCACGCGCCACCACUACCAAGAGCUGAGCGGCGCCAACUCGACGCCUCGGUCGCGCUCCUACAGCUCGCUCAACUUGCUGCCAUCCUCCAAGAGCAGCGAAAUCUCCUUCCAGCCCGCACGCAAGGUUGACAAGCUGAUGCACAUGUGAUAUGUAUCUUAACUUAAACUUUUUCGAAUGGAUUUCUUUGUGCGUCGGACUUUUUGUGUCGGAGCGAAUGACUCGCGGCCCGAGCCGCUCGACGCGAGUGUGUGUGAUUUUUCAAGUGAAUACACUUCAAGCAAAAAUUUAUAUAUCUUAACUUAUAUGACCAGAUUUGCCAUGCUCAAUGUAAACGUAAUAUUUUUUAUGCAUGUAUUUUACUCCCAACAAUGAAUUUUUGUUCUUUCAUUUUCCACUCUGCACUCGUGACUGACUGAGUCUUAUACGAACCCCAUUUUUGUAACCUCCUGUGUACCAGUCUUAUUGUGAUCAGCAGUUUUAAUAUGGAGCCUUUCAGUAUGAGAAAGGCGCGCCGUUUUUAUUUUCGUGGGACCUGCAUCAGGUUUCUUUCCCCGCGGGCAUCCAAUAUAUAACGAAUAGACAAAUACUGUAUUUUGUGUAUUUAUUAAUUGUUUGAGCAUUUAUUUUACACCUUUAUUGUAUUUGUUAUCCCAUGCAGACAUCAGUCUAACUCUUUUUAUAUUCAAAAAAAUGAAAUUCUGAUCCCACAAUAAAUAAUACUAUACAAAAUGCCACAG